AUGGUGAGGAUCUUAGGAUUGACUCGUGGGGAGGUCGAUGAACCCAGGGAAAUUGUGUCGAGGUCUAAUUUGACAAGUGAGUCCAGUGAAAAUGGGUGGCUCAUCAGGUUCUUUGACUCAUCGUUCUUCUGUGAGUGGAUUGCUGUUAGCUACUUGUACAAGCAUGAUCACUCCGGGGUGCGUGAUUAUCUCUGUAAUAGAAUGUACACACUUCCUUUGCAUGGAAUUGAGAGUUAUUUGUUCCAAGUAUGUUACAUGAUGAUACACAAGCCAAGCCCAUCUCUGGAUAAGUUUGUCAUAGACGUGUGCUCCAAGUCGCUUAAGAUUGCUUUGAAGGUGCAUUGGUUCUUAUUGGCAGAGCUUGAGGACUCAGAUGAUAAUGAAGGAAUUAGUAGGAUUCAGGAAAAGUGCCAGAUUGCAGCCACCUUAAUGGGUGAGUGGGUGCCCUUGAUACGGCCCCAAAGUGCACCUACAACCCCUGGAGGCAAGAACCAAGUUUUGUAUAAGAUAUUGUCGUCAAAACAGCGAUUGUUGUCACUAACAUCUUCACCGCCUACUCAGAGGUCUCUGUCAUUUUCACCUUCAUCAGGAAGCAACUUGCAGGAGGAUGGUAGUCCGCAUUCUCCUGACGAAAACAAGUUAUUUAAAAAAUUCAUGCCGGGUUCAAAGGUUAGAGAUGCUUUGCUUUUUAGAAAGUCAGGGGAGAAAGAUGAUGAUGAGUCUGAAAAAGAUGGUUUUUUCAAGAGACUUUUAAGAGAUAGCAAGGGUGAAGAUGAAAUGGGCCAAAAGAUUCGUGAUGCUUUUCUCUUCCGUAAGUCUUCUGAGAAAUAUGACGAAGAUUCUGAAAAGGAUAAUUUCUUUAAAAGGUUCUUAAGGGAUGGCAGAGGGGAUGAUGAAGAAUCUGAAAAGGAUGGUUUCUUUAGAAGGCUUUUAAGAGACAGUAAAGUUGAGGAUGAGGAUCUGCCCUCUAGUUCAGAGGGAUUCUUUAAGAGAUUGUUUCGGGAUAGCAAGAAUGAUUCUGAGGAUAGAACGCCCAAUAAGACCAUGGAGGAUGAAGAAAAAGAGGGGUUUUUUCGAAAGUUUUUCAGAGAGAAACCUGAGGAUAAGAAGGAUGGGAAUGAUGUAGGAGAUAUUGCAAAUUCUGAAGAGAAAUGUGCAAAGCCUGCUGAAGAGGAUGAAAAAGAAGGGUUUUUCCGGAAAUUCUUUAAGGAUAAAUUUGAUGACAAGAAAGAUACAGGUGACAAAAUUGAAGAUGGUACAACCAAUGCUGAAGAAGAACCUUCUGAAUUUUCUUUGUUCAAGAGAAUUUUUCGUGUCCAUCCUGAAGACAGUAAAAGUAGUUCACCCAGUGAAAGCAAUGGUGGUUUGUUUGAAAGUAGUCCAGGUACUGAGAAUUUUUUCCGCAAAUUGUUCAGAGACCGUGACCGAUCAAUUGAAGAUUCUGAGCUAUUGGGGUCAAAAAAGCAGAAAGAGAAGCAUCCCGGAUCACCAAAGCAGCGAAAUGAGAAAUCAAGAACAAAACCCCCGCUUCCAAUGAAUCCAUCACAGUUCCGUAAAGGAGCUUACCACGAAUCAUUGGAUUUUGUGCUUACAUUAUGUGAGACAUCUUUUGGGCUAGUGGAUGUAUUUCCAGUAGAAGAUCGCAAAGAUGCCCUGCAUGAGAUAUAUUCCAUUCCACUCAGUGACUCACCAUUAGAUGACCUAACAGGCAUGUACCGUGUGCUUCAUAUACCAGAAGAUGAAGCUGUUCUCUUGAAUUCUAGGGAGAAGGCACCUUACUUGAUUUGUGUUGAAGUUUUGAGAUGUGAAAUGCCAAGCAAUUCCAAGGAGACAUCUAGUUCUCAGAAACUUUCAAAAGGGGGCAUCCCUUUGGCAAAUGGAGAUGCUUUCUUGCAAAAACCACCCCCUUGGGCAUAUCCAUUAUGGACAGCUCAAGAAGCAUAUCGCAAUAGCAAUGAUAGAAUGUCCAGAUCAACUGCUGAGGCCAUUGACCAGGCAAUGACCCAUGUGUCUGACGCAAGAGUCAAAUUUGUUAGUGUGAAUCUUUUUGUGGUAGCUCCAUUACAUGGUCAGUCAGAGAAUAAUGAAGCAGAUCUAUGUGGUGGCAAUAGGCAUCCUUCAAUGUACAGAGAUGGUAUACAAGAUGUGGCAAGGUCGGGACCUGACAGUGAUAUGGAGUGGGUGCAGGUAGUGUUGAAAGCUGAUCCUGGGCUAAAAAUGGAAGAUAUUGAGGAACAAACACCAAGACGGCGGAAGGAACAUCGACGUGUACCAAGUACAGUGGCAAUAGAGGAAGUAAAGGCUGCGGCAGCAAAGGGAGAAGCACCCCUUGGACUGCCUUUGAAAGGUGCUGGUCAAGAUUCAUCAGAUGCACCACCAAGGGCUAACGGCAUUACCCCCAAAGCUAGUGAUGCCUUGUCUGGUGAACUUUGGGAGGUAAAAAAAGAGAGGAUCCGUAAGGCUUCAAUCCAUGGGAAUGUACCUGGUUGGGACUUGCGAUCUGUUAUUGUAAAGAGUGGGGAUGAUUGUAGGCAGGAGCAUCUGGCAGUUCAACUUAUUUCACACUUUUAUGGUAGGUGGUCUCUUUCAGACUUUUCCUAUGCCCCCUCAUAUUCAGAACUUACCAGUCCUGUACCAAUGUUGUUUGAUGUGCUGCAAAAAUGUAGGGAGGAGAAAGUGGAAUAUAUUUUCCAAGAAGCUGGCCUACCACUCUGGCUACGCCCGUAUGAAGUGUUAUGUACUUCUUCUUACAGUGCUCUUAUUGAAACAAUUCCUGAUACGGUGAUUCCAUGA
Sphenostylis stenocarpa is the source of this 2793-nucleotide messenger RNA. The record is from the annotation of a GenBank genome assembly. Lineage: Eukaryota; Viridiplantae; Streptophyta; Magnoliopsida; Fabales; Fabaceae.